UACCAAGCAUUUCUCUCUUCCAAACUACCGAACCAAAUAUGGCUGCUGAUCGGAUCCUCGGUUCUGUUUUGGAUGUCACCUUAUCCAAGGUGAUUUCAGUUGUUAACGAGCAGCUCAACUUAGCUGUCGGAUUCAAGAAGGAGCUGAGGAGGUUUGAUCGCAAGCUGAAAAUGAUCCAGGGUGUGUUGCAGGAUGCAGAGCAGAAGGGAAUGGUAGGCGACCCUGUUCUGAAGCCUUGGCUUGAAGGGCUUCGGAGUCAAGCUGAAGAGGCUGACGAUAUGAUGGAUGAAAUUGCAUAUGAAAAUCUGCGGUGCAAGGUAGCUCAAAUGCCGGAAAAGGUCAGCUAUUUCUCUGCUCUUUUCAAUCCUUCAGCUUUUCGCCUUAAGAUGGCGAACAGGAUUAAGAGUUUAAAUUUAGAAAUAGAUGGCCUUAAUAAGAUAGCCACUGAGUUAGGGCUGCAACAAAGACUUGCAAGCAAGCAUCUUGAACAUUUAGAAACCCAACAAACAGAUUCCUCAAUUGGUGAUCCAUCAAAAAUUGUAGGAAGAAAAAAUAAGGUCCUGGAAGUCGUUGAAUCAUUGAUUGACUCAAGUAAUGAUCAACCUCUCCUUGUUGUAUCCAUAGUGGGUAUGGGAGGCAUAGGCAAAACUACUAUGGCCAAACUAGUGUGUAACAAUGGGCAAAUACAGCGUUAUUUUUUCAAAAGAAUGUGGAUUUGUGUUUCUGAAAAUUUUAAUUUGAAGCAAAUUUUAUUAGAAAUGUUGCAAGCUUUUGAUGUAAAUGUUUCUGUGUAUACCCAAGAUAUUGUAGUUCAGAAAUUACAGGAAAAAUUGAGGGAGAACAAUUAUCUUCUCAUAUUAGAUGAUGUAUGGAAUGAAGAUCGGCAAAAAUGGGAAUCCUUAAGGAGUUGUUUGUUGGGAAUAGGUAAAACAGUUGGGAGUAGGGUUCUUAUCACAACUCGAAGUGAAAAUGUAGCUUCCACAGUGGGAACACUUUCGAAGCACAUGCAUCAUCUCGAGCAACUAACAGAUGAGGAUUGUUGGUAUAUAAUCAAGCAGAGAGCAUUUGUCAGCUCAUCAUUCUCUUCAGAAUUGGAGGGGAUUGGAAGGGAUAUUGCUAGCAAAUGUAGAGGUAUAGCGUUGGUUGCAAAUGUUGUUGGGGGGAUUUUGUGCAAUAAUAUGAAGAAGGAUUACUGGUUGUCAAUUAAAGAUAAUGAUGUAUGGCGGUCAAUGGAAGAAGCUGGGGGAGUUCUACAAGUGUUGCAGUUGAGUCUCAAUCGCUUGCCAAUACCUGCUUUGAAACAAUGUUUUGCUUUCUGUUCUAUUUUUCCUAAAGAUUUUGUCAUGGAAAAGGAGAUGUUAAUCCAGCUUUGGAUGGCUGAAGGAUUUCUUCAGCCAUUUAGUGAAACACACUUGGAGAUGGAGGAUGUUGGUGAUAAGUAUUUGAAUGCAUUGUCAUCAUAUUCUUUAUUUCAAGAUGUUGAAAGAGAUUCUUAUGGGAGCAUUAUUACUUGCAAAAUGCAUGAUUUAAUUCAUGAUUUUGCACAAUCUGUUUCAAAGUCCCAAACUUUGAUUUUGGAAGAUGGUAGCGGAAGAAAUAUUCCUGCAAACAUUCAACAUUUGAAUGUCAUUUCUGAUAAGGAUACGACAACAACAAAAUUAGGGGAUGCCCCUAAAAAAUUGCACACUUUGUUUUCACAAAUUGAUGUCUUUCACAGUAUGUCAACGAACUUGAGAAAGGUGCGGGUCCUCAAUUUCUGUGGAGCUGAUAUUGAUGAGUUGCCAACUUUUUUGGGGGAAAUGAAGCAUUUAAGGUUCUUGGAUGUUUCAGAAACUAAAAUCAAAGAACUUCCCAAGUUCAUCACCAAGCUCUAUCAUUUGCAGACAUUUAGAUUUAUUUAUUGCUACAAAAUUGAAAGGCCUUUGGAAGGAAUAUGGGAUUUACUCAAUUUGAGACACAUUUGUUUCAAUAAUGAACAGCUUAUGCCAGCAGGGAUUGGUAGACUAACUUGUUUGAAAACAUUACAAUUAUUUGUUGUGGGCCAACAGAAGGGACAUCAAAUUGAAGAACUGGGGUGUUUAAACCAACUCAGGAGAAAAGUAGAGAUUCGUAAUUUGGAUAUGGUUAGAGACAAAGAAGAAGCCAUGGGAGCAAGACUUUCUGAAAAGGAUGCAAUUCAAGAGUUGCAAUUGGUGUUUAGGAAAAAGGAGACAAUUCACAAGUUGCCAAUCGCGUAUUAUGAGCAAUCCAGUGGCCGUAAAGAUAGAUGCGAAGAUGAUGGAGGUAGAUGCAAAAAUGAUGAAGAUAUCUUGGAAGGCCUCCAACCUCAUUCAAAUUUGAAAGGCCUAACUAUUGAACACUACUGUGGUAAAAGUUGUCCUUCAUGGAUGUUAGAAACAAAAAAUUUUCUCAAAAAUCUGAUGUUCAUGACCUUUUCUGAAUGUCCCUGGUUGGAAAGCAUUCCAUCAUUGUCACUCAGCAAGGAAGCAAAGGUGAAAAUUAAAUAUUGCAAGAAUUUGAAAAGCAUUGCAGAUUCAUCCCUUCAGAAACUCAUCAUUAAGAAAUGUGAAGAACUGGUUGGGAUAGAGGUUGGACCAGUUGCCAUGAAGUCUCUCAAAGAAGUACACAUAGAGAGUUGUGGUAAAUUGGUUAAUCUUCCAAUGAUUAGUAAAUUACAAUCUCUUGAGGUACUUGAACUUCAGCAAUGCCAGGAAUUGAAAAUGAUUGGAGAUGAUGCUCCAUUUAACUCCACGUGUCUACAAGAGUUAAAUAUUCAAGAUUGUCGUAGCCUAAUGUCCAUGCCCAGUGUAGAUGGGCUGUCCUCUCUUCAAAAAAUUGAAAUAAGCAGGUGUGGGCAAUUGAAAAGCAUAGGAGAGGAUUUAUCUACUGCCACGUGUCUCAAAGAGGUGACUGUAUGGUCGUGCGAUGGUUUGAUGUCCUUUCCGAACCUCCAUAGGCUGUCCUCUCUUCAAAAAUUUGAAAUAAUCAACUGUGGGCAAUUGAAAAGCAUAGGAAAGGAUUUAUCUACUGCCACGUGUCUCAAGGAGUUGACUAUAAGGCGGUGCGAUGGUUUGAUGUCCUUUCCGAACCUCUAUGGGCUGUCCUCUCUUCAAAAAAUUAAAAUAGACGGGUGUGGGCAAUUGAAAAGCAUAGGAGAGGAUUUAUCUACUGCCAUGUGUCUCGAAGAGUUGACUAUAGAAUACUGCAAUGGUUUGAUGUCCUUACCAAACCUCCAUGGGCUGUCUUCUCUUCAAAAAAUUGAAAUACGCUGGUGUGGGCAAUUGAAAAGCAUAGGAGAGGAUUUAUCUACUGCCACGUGUCUCAAAGAGUUGAAGUUGAGUAUAUUGUUGUGCGAUGGUUUGAUGUCCUUUCCGAACCUUCAUGGGCUGUCCUCUCUUCAAAAUAUUAAAAUAGUCCAUUGUGGGCAAUUGAAAAGCAUAGGAGAGGAUUUAUCUACUGCCACGUGUCUCAAAGAGUUGACUAUAAAAUACUGCAAUGGUUUGCUGUCCUUACCGAACCUCCAUGGGUUGUCCUCUCUUCAAAAAAUUGAAAUAAGGGGGUGUCGGCAAUUGAAAAGCAUAGGAGAGGAUUUAUCUACUGCCACGUGUCUCAAAGAGUUGACUGUAGAGGGAUGCGAUGGUUUGAUGUCCUUACCGAACCUCCAUGGGCUGUCCUCUCUUCAAAAAAUUGAAAUACGCAACUGUGGGCAAUUGAAAAGCAUAGAAGAGAACUUAUCUACUGCCACGUGUCUCAAAGAGUUGACUAUAUGAUGGUGUGAUGGUUUGAUGUCCUUUCUGAACCUCCAUGCACUUUCAUCUCUCUAGACUUUAUCGAUAAAGGGUUGUGGUGGAUUAAGAAGUUUGCCAAGUGGGUUACCAUCAUGCACUGCUCAUGAGGAAUUGGAUAUCUCCUACUGUCAUAAUCUAAUCUCUAUUCCAGAUGAUUUGAGGAGGAGCUGGAGCAUCGCUAACCCUGACUGCCUUCCUCACCUGAAGAAGCUGACUAUUGGUGGUUUCUCAACAGAGCUUAAGGAAUUUCUAGAUCUGGGCUUCAUCAGAUCUCAUCUUGAAGAAUUAAAUUUUGAUUGCAUGGGGAGAACCAAGAGAACGUCUGCUGGAUCAAAUUCAACACCAAACAGCCCUUAACGUACUAUUUGGAUAGAAAAUAGUAAAGGGAAGGUAAGGGAAAGGAGGGGGAUGGAGGAAAAUAAGAUGAAAUGGAGGGCAAGGAAAAGAAAGGAAAGGGAAGAAAAUGAAAGGAAAUGAUUUGUGUUAAUUUUGUUUGGAUAAAUAAAAAUGAGGAAGGGAAAGGGAAGAUAAGGAUUGUAUUUUUUAUGUUUGGAUAAUUAAGGUAAAAGGAAGUGAAGGAUUUAAAUUAAUUUUAAAUUUACAA
Molecule: messenger RNA, 4392 nt
Organism: Rubroshorea leprosula
Lineage: Eukaryota; Viridiplantae; Streptophyta; Magnoliopsida; Malvales; Dipterocarpaceae
Source: the annotation of a GenBank genome assembly